Messenger RNA from Physeter macrocephalus (sperm whale), 3507 nucleotides. RefSeq names its product spermatogenesis-associated protein 31D1. The record is from RefSeq and is a predicted model, not a curated record. NCBI's taxonomy places the organism in Eukaryota, Metazoa, Chordata, Mammalia, Artiodactyla, Physeteridae. The transcript is spliced from 3 exons. The annotation marks the transcript as partial.
AUGAGCCCCAGCCCUUCAUUCUUUUCUUUUUGUUCUCAGCAUCAGGGUAGAGCCAAGGGGAGAAGGAAAGGUAGAACACCGAAAGGUUGGAGAGCUUGCCAGAGCGAAGUAGAGGAGGCAAGGAAGGUGCUUUCUCUUCUGCAAAGCCCCCUGGGCCGGCACGAUGACAUCACCCGCUUUCGUCAACUCUUAUGUCCAGACCCCUUCUGUGAGGUGUGUAAUAAUGCAACUGCUGAGGUCAAUCGGCUGCUACUCCCAGAGGCCCCGGAAGAUUCUACUUCCUCUGUGUUCCCGUUGGCUUCCACAGCUCCUGUGACUGACUCAUCGUUUGCUCUGUCCCCUGCCUUCUCAACAGUCCCUUCAAGAGACCUAACACCAGCCUCUCUGCCUGAGACUUCCCCACUGUCCCCCUCCGCUCUCUCCCCUAACCCUAUGACCCCCUUAGUUGACGUUUUUUCACCCUCCCCAUUGGGUCAUUCUCUGGCACCAGAGCCUUUUCCUUCCUUGGAUUCCGAAUUCCCAGUGGACUCUUCCCCACCCCAACCCCUUGCCUUUCCCCCUCUCCUACCACAUGACACACAGACAGCAGAUCCUGUUCUCCCACGAGAGGCCACUUUGUCUCCGGAUACCAUUUUCUCUCUUGACCCCACCCAGUCAGUUGCUGAUAAGCAUGACUCGGCAGUCUGCCUUCCCUUUUGGAGCAGCAAAGACAAACCAAAGGAGCUGCAUGUGCCUCAGCAGCCCCCAUAUCCUAAGACCCUGGAGGACCAUUUACAGCAAAAACCUAUCCAGUUCUUCUGGGGUCUCCCGUCUCUGCACAGCGAGUCCUUGCCCUCUGCUGUUCAUGUCUUGGCUGACAGUUCCUCAAUCUUUAUUUUCAAUAGAAACUCGAAUGCCUCCACAGGCCAAGAAUCGCCAGUGCUUCCCGAUCCCCUACCUCUGGCCUUGCCUGAGAUUCAGCCUGGACCCUUGCCUCAAUCUCAGCCACUACCUCUCACUCAGGUCCAGUCCCAGGCCGACCCUCAAUCCCCACUCCCAGUCAUACCGUCUGAGCCUCUACCCCAGAUUAGGAUCUGUGGAGUAAGUUUCCACAGACCUCAGGAUGAGUCAGAGUCUCUCUCCUCAUCUGAAAUUCAACAGCUGGAAUGGAACAUUGUGCAGAAGCAACAGGGAAGUGUGUGGGGUUUACCCUCUGUGGUCCAAAGAUCUCGGGAAGACUUUUGUCCAUCAGCUCCUAACGUUCCUUGCCACCGGGCCCCCCAGGCCCAUGUUUCAAUCUCCAUCCUUCCUGGGGAGUUUCCUCUCAGUGAUGAACUUCGGAAGAAACUAGAGCAUCACCUUCGAAAGAGGCUCAUCCAACGCCGGUGGGGCCUGCCCCGCAGAAUCUACGAGUCUGUGUCACUGAUGUUGCCUCCAAAUCGUUUUUCAGAGGCAUCUGAGUCGGAGAGCAAUAAUGGAGUCUCACCAAUCCCUGUGUCUAAGGGUCAGAGUAGCAAAAAUGUAGAUGUUGGAUUGAGCCAAACUGGAAGCUUCCAUGAGAGGAGCUCAGAAAUGUUCCAGCUGGAGGAAGAUGUGGGGAAGGAUCUGGGACACAGCCUAGAGAAUGGCCCCAAAGAUCACCUGUUGAAUGACCCAAAGAGCUCUUCAGGUAAGGAUCUGGGGUAUGACUCUGAGAAAGACCUAAGCAGCAGUCAGACGGUGAGUCUCUCAGAGAAAAAUUCAAGGGUGUCAGCAGAGAGUCUAGGUCGGAGGCAACCUGAAAAUGUCCUAAAAGUACAUUUGAGCAAGAAGUUGGAGGAAAUAAAUGAGGGUCGGCUCCCUGGGACUGUGCAUAAUUCAUGGCAUGCUAUCAGGCAAACAUUGCUUCUUUCUGUGAAAUCCCACACCCAAACAAAACUGAGAAGUUUGCCAUCAUCAGUGGGUGAGGCCUACUCCCUGAAUACCUUCCAGGACCUGACUUUUGUUGAUUCCAGUGCACAACAGAUGCUGGAAGCCCAUAUUAAAAGGUUUCGUAUGAGGAUGUUGUGGGCCCUUCCCCGCAGGGUCCUUGAAUCCAUACGGAUCUCUAAAUUGAAAGACGCCUCAUUCCAGUCCUUGUCUCAUGCCAACUUGCCCUCCUCAACCAGUGUGAUUUCUGAGGCAGACUCCAAAUCUGGGAGCUUCAAGUCCUUUAGAGGAAGCUCUAAGUCUCUCCAUGGAGACAAAGUGGGAACAACAACAACCCCUGCCCUGGAUCGUUCUCUCCCUGCCACCUCACCUGUGGGCAAAGGAGGACAGAGGGUCCUGAGACAAUCACGCUCUGAUGUCAACCGUGGGCUGGCAGAGGAUGUUCAGAGAAUUAAGGAUGCCAGACAGACUCGUCUGCCUGUCUCACUCUGCGUCACAGGGAAAGCAGGUCCUAGACAGACUCAACUAGCCAACAGAUAUCCCCAAAAGCUGCUUGCAAAGCAAGCUGGGGCCAGAUAUGAGCCGAAGCAUAAGACUGUGAGUUUCAGUGAUAAAGGAGAAAUGCAACAGGGCAAAAAGGUGGAGGAGUCAGAACCUGUUUCCAUGCCCAAAUGGUCUAGGGAGGUAUUCACGGCCGAGGAGCUUGAUACUCUUCAAUUAAAAACUAGUGACAUGUUGACAACUCGCAAGCCAGGGAGCUCCCAAAUGACAAAUGUGAAGGAGCAUAAAGAAGAAACUACCGUGACCCCUGGAAGCCCCCCACCCAAAUUCCCAGUUCCCCAAGAUCCGAAAUCAUUAGACCUUAAAGAACAACUGUUCAGUGAGUUAAACUUUAAACUGGAGAACAGGGAGCAUAGCCAGGCUCAAGGCCAACCCACGGACACAUCCCUUGCCUCAGAUAACUUGACUUACGAGGCCUCACUGACUCACGCCCAGGUUGUCUCGGGUGGGGACAUGGGAGCUUCCCAGGUGCUGCAUGUCCAUUUGAAGGACAGAGGAAUCAGGAUGGAGCAGCAGCAGGAACCUCGGGUCCCUAAGCAUGCCUUAAGGAGAUGCCAGGAUAAGAAUUUCCCACCAACUGCAAAGAGGGUGAGCCCUCUGGAGCCCAAGGCAGAAGAGCUUGGUGGAGGGGAUCCAAGGUUGGGGACAUCCCAACUUAGGAGGAAGAGUUUCCCUACUCAGGAGAUGGUACUAAAGGAGACACUUGCGAGCAAGUCUUCCCAGACCCUAUCAGAGAAGGGACAGCCUCUUCCUGAAGGCCGUGUCAGAAAAAGAAUGAAGGACUUCUUGCAAUGGUUUUUUUCUGGGAAAAAAUACAAAAGGCUAGAAGAUGCCCAGGAAAAACGCAGCCCCAUAUCAACUGUGCAGAACAGAGGCCUAGUUAAAAGUAGAGCUGCCUUAACUGGGACAACUGGAGCUCAGAAAAUCGUGACAGACAUCGGGAAGUCCCUAGAGGAGAAACUGGGGUGUCAGCAUGUAAUUGAUGCCACCUGCUCUCAAGAGCCCCUUCCUUCCCCAGUGCAGUUUAGGAAAACUCAGCAAAAGGCGGAAGUGCAGGUC